Molecule: messenger RNA, 5045 nt
Organism: Synchiropus splendidus (mandarinfish)
Lineage: Eukaryota; Metazoa; Chordata; Actinopteri; Syngnathiformes; Callionymidae
Gene: letm1
Product: leucine zipper-EF-hand containing transmembrane protein 1
Exons: 15
Coding region: 248-2569 (773 amino acids)
Biological process (GO): intracellular monoatomic cation homeostasis
Cellular component (GO): mitochondrial inner membrane
Molecular function (GO): ribosome binding; calcium ion binding
Source: RefSeq, a predicted model, not a curated record
CGCCGAGUUUGACGUCAGAGUCCAGUGAGGAGUUCAGCGUCACAAGGGUGCCUUGCCCGGCUUACAGUAACCUCGAGAAGGGCAUAAAUAUGCGCCGUCGCUUUUUCCAUUGGUGAAGAGAAGUCGCCAUUUUAAUGUUAGAGGAAGGCCGAUUUCCGUCGGACGUCUUGAAGUAUUUCUAGCUAGUGACCCGCUUUGCUCGCUAGUUACUGUAAUCCUCACCGAGUUCUCAGUGUCAAGACUCCACAUGGCGUUAAUCCUGUUUACCAGGUCUCGGGCACCUUUAAUCAAAACCUCCCGAUCAUUGAAGAACGAUAUCAGGAAGGUGAAAGAGAAACUUAAAGAUGGCAGCUCCUUUACCUGCACAGAACUGAAGCACACAAGUCAAAUUGUUGAUGGUCUCAGACUCGGUGGCUUCACCCCGGUCUCCUCAUUUGGUCCUUCGUUCCGCUGGUCAGAUGAUUAUGUGGGUUCCACCCAGAACCCGGAUUCAAAGUGGCACCAAUGCACUUUCACGUUUCGAGGCUCGCCUUCAAACCCCGCUGUCUCAGCCGGGCUUCAGUGGAGAAAUGGACGGCAUCAGGACUUGGCGAGCGUCCGAUGGAUUCACACCUCAUGUAGACGCCUGGACGAUUCCAAAGUGGAGAAGUCGUUGCGUUCAUUAAAGGAUAAGAAGAAGAAGCUGGAGGAAGGGGGCCCGGUGUACAGUCCAACUUUAGAUGCCGAGCCUGUAAGACGGACAAUCCGGCAGCGCGUGGUGGAUGAGGUCAAACACUAUUAUCACGGCUUCAAGCUGCUGUGGAUUGACACCAUCAUCGCUGGGCGGCUGCUGUGGAGAGUCCUCAACGGUCAUGCUUUAUCUCGACGCGAGAGGAGACAGUUCCUCAGAACAUGUGCGGAUGUCUUCAGACUUCUGCCUUUCCUGGUGUUCAUCAUUGUCCCUUUCAUGGAGUUCCUGCUUCCAGUGGCACUGAAGCUUUUCCCAAACAUGCUGCCAUCCACCUUUGAGACGCAGUCGAAGAAGGAGGAGAGGUUGAAAAAGGAGCUGAGGGUCAAACUGGAGAUGGCCAAAUUCUUGCAAGACACAAUUGAGGAGAUUGCACUGAGAAAUAAAGUUCCUCAGGGAGACGCUACUGAGGAGUUUUCUACUUUCUUCCAGAAGAUCAGAGAUUCUGGCGAGCGGCCCAGCAAUGAGGAGAUUAUCCGCUUCUCCAAACUGUUUGAGGAUGAGCUGACUCUGGACAACCUGACACGACCUCAGCUGGUGGCGCUGUGCCGUCUUCUGGAACUCCAGUCCAUUGGCACCAACAACUUCCUCCGUUUCCAGCUGAUCAUGAAGCUGAGGGCCAUCCGUGCCGAUGACAAGCUCAUCGCAGAGGAAGGUGUCGAGAGUCUCAAUGUAAACGAGGUGCAGGCUGCAUGUCGCGUCAGAGGGAUGAGGUCUCUUGGUGUCACCGAGGACAGACUGAGGGAGCAACUCGGCCAGUGGCUGGAGCUGCAUCUCACCCAGCAGAUCCCCACGUCGCUGCUUCUGUUGUCCCGUGCCAUGUACCUGCCGGACACGCUGUCCCCGGCCGAUCAGCUGAAGAACACCCUGCAGAACCUACCUGAGAUGGUGACAAAGGAGGCCCAGUUAAUGGCGGCAGAAAUGGAGCUCUCAAAAGUGGACAACAAGACCAAACUGGAGACCACUCUGCAGGAGGAGGCGGCCAUACGCCAGGACAACAAGGAGAGGGAGAUGGAAAGGAUUGCAGAUGCUGCUGAGAAAGCUGCCAGGGAGGAAGAGAUGGAGCUGGAGGUGGAGAGAAAGAAACACCCAGGUGAUGCACAAGUGGCAGCAGAAGCUGUUGAUCGCGAGAUCUUGAGGGAUACAGCCCCCGUCAUUGAAGCAGUCAAGUUUAACCGCUGGCAGACAUUCCUGUGCUUCCAGGACGACGAAAUCACGAAAGAAGAAAUUGACAUGUUGAGCGACGCCUGCACCAAGCUGAAGGAGCAGAAGAAACUCCUGACCCUGGAGAAGGAAGAGCUGGAGGAGCUGAAGGAUGAUGUCCAGGAGUACAACGAGGACCUGGAGGAGAUCAAGAAGGAGCUGUCGAAAACUGGCAAGGAAAAGGCGCUGGAGGAGUCCAAGGCCAGCCAGCGAUUAUCCAAGAGAGUGAACCGGAUGAUCGGCCGCAUUGACAAGAUUAUUCUGGAGCUGGAGAAGGACAAAGUCAUCCUGGAUGGACAAAUGGACAGUGGAAGCUCUCCUCCUGUUGGUCUCUUCUACACCUUCAGAGAGAACCUCAUCAGCAUCGACGAGCUCAUCGCCGUCAUGCGGCAGAUCCAGAACAUUCCCGAGCACAAGCUGCAGAGCAUCGCCGAGGCGCUGGACGACAACAAGGACGGCAAGAUCGACAUCGACGACGUCAUCAAGGUGGUGGAGCUGAUCGACAAGGAGGACAUCGACAUCUCCACCACGCAGGUGACCGACAUCAUGGUGAUGCUGCAGAAAGAGGAGAAGCUGAUCGAGAAGGAGAAGGCCAAAGAAAAGGUGGAGAAGGAACAAGCCGCCACGCUCAACCACUAGCAUUCUACUGAAGGACAGUGGCUGCUGGCUCAGCAGGUACCCACGGCCUCCUCCGCAGCUUAGCAUCUUGUCAAUAAAUAAAACAAAAAAAUGCCUUCAAAAGGCCCAAAUUUAAAGUAAUUUUAAAGAUCUUCCACCGGACUGCUCAUGAAGACAAAUAUUUAGUUUUUGUAAUUAUAUUUAAUUAUUUAUUAAGAGGGGAGAAGCAGCAAUAUGUACUGGUGUCUUUAUGUGCUGAAAGGAGCAGCUCACGGAAAGUCGCACCUUGUUGCGCUAAAGAAAACUAUCGUCGGCAAGUGUCUGAGAGACGUUGCCGUGGCACAGUUCAGCGAGAAUCACCGUCAUUCCACCGAAUGUCUCCACUCCUCUGUCUGAGCACCUUCAUUUUCACUCGAUGAUACUUGAAUUUCUGUCCACAAAAGCCACACCGCUGUUGUGUUUAGCGUCUCAUCCUUGCUGCCAUCGUGUUCUCUGUUUCGCCCUGGUUGCUGGGUUUUGUUCAACGCCAAAGCUGCACUGUGGCACAUGCCAAGGCCCCGGUUAUUGAGUGGCCUUUCCUCCGACGUAGUGGGUCAGAACCAGUCCAACUGCAGAUCAUAUCAUGGAUGUGACGAGAUAUAUAUAUAUUUUGGUAUUCACUAUCUUACCGUGUUUGUUUGUAUCAUAGUUUAUAUUAUGACUGGUAUUUCCCCCCAAAACUUCUCAGCUUUAAUUGACAGCAUUUGGAGCAAUUGUACCGAUGCAUGAAGUCAGGCAUCUAUGGAAGAGGAAAAAAAAAAGGCUGCUGAAUUCUGAGAUCCAAGUCAGAAUUCUCUAUGUAACAACACCGACCCUGUGCCCGAGCAGUGGGCAGCGAGCAGGUCCUGGAGCUCCCUGGGAGGAGGACCCACGUCCACCUAACACUUCAGCAAGGCUGUCUCAUAGUUCAGCCUGCGGUUGUGAAGCUAGAAACAUGUAUAUUUUGAUCUAUUUAUCUAUAUUUCUCUCAUCAAGUUUCCCAACAAGAGGCUACAAGCUACAAGAAACCUUGACACCAGCUAGCCGUUCCUUUGUAUGGGUCCACUGAACAUAAGCUUUUUUUCCAAAUUUAGGGUCAGAAAAACCUGAAUGACCUAAGCCCGACUGUGUAAACUCAUCUGUGAGUUGCUAUAAAACGCAGCAUGUUCAGAGCAGAACUGGAGGCUCCUUCAUAUCCGCACGUCUUCAGAGUGAAGCGGCGGCGCUUCUGACCCGUUUUUCACAAACACACGUGCCGGUGCUCCCUCAUCCGCCUCCUCCUCUUCUCACGUCCAGACACGCUCCCAUCGCUGAAUGUCAAACUCGUGUCUUCACUUCUGACCGUCCUGAAACAAGCCGAGCAAUACGAUGCUCUGAAUGUCAAGUGUGAAAUUUGCUGACUCAUGUUCAGUCCCGAGGAUGUCAUUGUUCACAGGAUAUUUAUUUGACCAUGUUGUCGACUGAUGUCGUUUUGGCAGAGCACAGACAUAUUUAUUUCUGCAGGGAGCUUGAGCUGAAGCUUACGCCACAUAAAGCAGCCCGAGUUCUCACUCAAAUAUGAAAUAUAUUGGAUGAUAUAUUGCUGUUGAAGCUUUGCAUGAACAAGGACGCUGAUAUCUUUGGGACAGUUGCAGAGGCAACAGAAUCCUGGGGCCAUGAAUUUGAGUUCAUCCUGGCAAGUGGGACUUGAAUUAAGUUUGCCAGGAUUUAUGACAAUCAAAAUUGAAAUUUGGCUCAUACAUUAUGAUGUUUUCUUUCCUCCAAAUGGUGCGCAGGGGAUUUCAGGUUUUUUUCAUUUGAACUUGAAUUGCAAAUGUAUGUUUUUUUUCUUUUUUAACAUGAAUCAUAUGUAAAGAAAAAUAAUAAAUAAGAAAACACAUGGAUCUGUUGUUGGAUUUCUUUUUCCCCCCUUUUUUCACUCACUGUACUAAGUACGCUGAAAUAUAUAUAGAAAUAAUAUACGAUACAAUAUACAAUUGCAAAAAAAUCUAUGUAUGUUCAUAUUUUUUUCUGUUUUACUGUUACUUUGUUUAUACAUUAUUUGAUGUAUUUUUUAUUUACUUAAUUUUUUGCUGACCCCUGCAGACCAUUUCGUUGGUAUAAAUGAAGUCUAUGACCUUAUGUGUCCCACAAAAAUACAUUGAGACGGACUCAGUUGUCCACACGGUGGAGUGAGUUCAUUCCAGGAUCAAAGUGCGAGUGAAGAAAAGGGACCAGCUGAGCUCCAGGCCGUGCACUAGCAGAGACUCCACAACACAACAGGACAAUGGUCAUGUCAGUUUUUACUCUGGGGGAAAAGGGUUUUGCAAAGUGUAAUUGGUUUCUUUAGAAGAAACGUCAUGUCGUCUUUUCUUUGAAACGCAACACGCGCUGUCAAAGCUGGAAUAAAUUCUGUCGCCGUGCCGCCUGUUUCCUAUUAUUUCUGUUUUUAUCUGCUGUUGUCUGUUUGACAACAUGUGGGCUACAAGCCAGUGGAAAC